Messenger RNA from Psylliodes chrysocephalus, 4612 nucleotides. The record is from the annotation of a GenBank genome assembly. Lineage: Eukaryota; Metazoa; Arthropoda; Insecta; Coleoptera; Chrysomelidae.
GCUGGAUGUAUCAUUGCAAAAAUAUUGGUAUCAAGACAAAUAAAAUUGUUCUAGAAAACUCUCAAAUUUUGUGAUAAAAUCGCCUAAUGAAUGUGAUGAUAAAAUUACUAUUACGUAAUAUACAAAAGAAUAGAAGCAAUUGUUUGAAUUUAAUCAACCAUAAUAAAUUAAAUAUACAUAUUGGAGCUAUUAACAUGGCUAAAGAAGUAAAAAUUGAUAAAGAAGAAUUAAAAAAAAGGCUUACUCCUCUUCAAUAUCAUGUUACCCAGGAAAAGGGAACUGAACGUCCUUUUAGUGGUUGUUACAAUAAAAUGCAUGAUAAAGGUUUAUAUGUUUGUAUAGUUUGCGAACAACCUUUAUUUAGCUCUGAUACCAAAUAUGACAGUAGUUGUGGUUGGCCCGCAUUUAAUGACGUUUUGGAUCAAGGAAAAGUUAAACUUUCGCCUGACACUAGUGGAGAUAAUUUGGAAAAUGAAGUAAAUCUUUUAAAAAAGAGGAAGGAUUUGGAGGAAAAGUUUAAUCCGCCUUAUAAGAAAGUUCAUCAAGAAGGUCAAAUAUCCAACUGUGAUUUAAGUAAUUUUGAUAUUGAAAACCGUAAAAGUAAACCUUUAAUCGAAUUAACUAAUGGUACGGAGUCAAAACAUUCUAUAGAAAAAAAUAUGUCUUGUAAUAAUGGUCAUAAUUUUCAUGGUCCUGUAAAAGACAUUUCCAGAAUGUCCAUUGGAAGCACUAAUAAUGAAAAAAACAUGAAAAUCAAAGAUGGGAAUAGUGAAACUGAAGAAAAUUCCAUAAAAAGUGAUCUUUUAAAUAUGGAUUUCGAUAAUUGGGAAGAAGAUCAAAUGGAUAUAUCCGAAGAAUACAAUUUAGAUUUAACAGAACCUCAACACUGCAAAAUUGUUAAUAUAUCACAUUUACAGUCAAAAAAGAUUCUUACAUUGAUUUCAACAAAAUAUAAACAUAAAGGUUUGUGCCAAUUAGAAGGUUUAUGGAAUUACACGAAUUUAGAAUUGGAUAAUACUAUUUAUAUAACAGCUAAAAAUGUUGAAGGUACUUGGAUUGUUAAUAACGAACAUGGACUACUUGUCAUUGAACCCGAUAGGUUGGUGUCCUCAACUGCUGUAUCAGGGUCUUUGUGGUGUAAAAGAAGGACUAUACUUAGUGAACGCUACAGAGGUUUCGACACAACAAAUCAAGUAAUGCUUGUAGGUUCAUUAGUUCACAGUAUUCUUCAAUUUGCUUUAAAACAUAAUAUUUCCGGUAUUAAUAAUCUUACAGAAAUUGUGACAAAACUUAUAAAAAAACGGAAUAUCAUAAAAACUUUAUAUGAAUGCGGUAUAUCAUUAAAAACUCUCGAAGAAGAAGUUUCCCAAUAUAUUCCAAAAAUUCAAGAUUUUUUAAACUGUUACAUGGAUUCAAAUACCAAUAUAAAUGCAUUAAAUAAGAAUAACUGGAAGGGUAAAAUCGACACGAUAGAAGAUAUAGAAGAAAAUAUUUGGUGCCCAGAUCUAGGAAUUAAAGGAAAAAUUGAUGUAACAAUCAAAACUAAUCGACAAAUAAUGCCUUUAGAAGUGAAAACGGGUAAAGCUAGAGUAUCUUUAGAACAUCGUGGUCAAAUACUAUUGUAUCUCAUGAUGAUGAAAAAAGUAGGUUAUAAUGUGACUUCCGGCCUCCUGCUAUAUCUAAAAGAAAACGUUUUAAAAGAAAUACCUGCAACGCAAAAUGAACAACGUGAUUUAAUUCAUUUAAGAAACGAAUUAGCGUAUUAUUUAACUAAAACACCAGAAUUAAAAGAAAAUUUUUUAUUACCCCCAGAGUUACCUGAACCAAUCGAUCAUCCUAGUUGUUCUAACUGUCCUUACCAGAAUAUUUGUACAGUACAUGCUCAUUUUACUAAUGAAGAUUUAACCUCCAAAAAAUACCUUAAAAAACUUCAAGUACAAACUUUAGAAUAUUGCAGUAAGUCUCAUAUUGAAUACUUCAUGAAAUGGAGUUGCUUAUUAAUUAUUGAAGGUGAAAUUAAUUCUAAUAAAUCUAAAGAAACUAAAGACAUUUAUUUGAUUCCUCCUGAAGAACGGGAAAAAAAUGGGAGAUGUUUAACUAAUUUAAUCAUUUCUACAGCCUCCGAAGGGCUAGACGAAAUGAUAGAGCACUCAUUUAAAAAAAUUGAUGAUUCUUUUAAUUUUCUCGUUAGCACUAUUGUUGUUAAUAAUUAUGUUGUUGUUAGUACUGAAAAACGAUAUGCUGUAGCUGCUGGUUUGGUUACAGACAUUUCAAAAACUGCAAUUUUAGUUUGUUUAGAACGGAACUUACAUAACAAAUAUCCUAAUCAAAAAUUUACUAUAGAUAGUUACGAUUCUUCAAUGAUUCAAACUUUUCAGUUCAGCAGCCUUGCUCUUUUACUCGAGAACACCCAGAAAGCAGAAAAUUUAAGAAAGAUAAUAAUUGAUAAGUCGAUUCCUACUUUUAAACCAACUUUACCGAAAAUAAUCGGCACCAAAGGUAAAACCAUUCUAAAAAGAUUAAAUAUCGUUCAACAAAGAGCUGUUUUAAAGGCAAUAACAGCAAAUGAGUAUUUCCUUAUUAAAGGUAUGCCCGGUACUGGUAAAACGGCUACCAUAGUGGCUUUAAUACAAUUACUCUACGAGUUAGGCAAGACCGUUUUAAUUACCAGUCACACAAAUUCAGCUGUCGAUAAUGUUUGUUUGAAAUUACUACAAUACGAUGUUAAAUUCAUUAGGCUAGGUUCGGAAUCGAGAAUUCACAGGGAUCUAUGGGAACAUUCGGAGCAUUAUCUGACUAAAGAUUGUCAUACUCCUGAAGAAUUCAAAGCAGUUUAUCAUAGUGCUCAAAUUUUAGCAGUAACUUGUAUCGGAUCGAGUCACACUGUUCUUACAAAACGUUCUUUAGAUUUUUGUAUUGUAGAUGAAAGCACUCAAGUUUUGCAGAGCUCGAUAGUUAGACCGUUAUAUGCUUGUAAAACUUUCAUAUUAAUCGGAGAUCCAGAUCAACUACCUGCUGUUAUUAGAAAUAAUAAAGCUAGAGAAUUUGGUAUGACUGAGAGCUUAUUUGAAAGACUUUACAGACCAGAAGCCACCAUAGCUCUAAAUAUAAACUAUAGAAUGAAUAAAACUAUAACAUCUAUUGCUAAUUGUUUGACAUAUAAUGAUGAAUUAAAGGUAGCGAAUGCGGAUGUAGAAAAUGCUACUAUUCGUUUAGAUUUGAAACAUUUGGAAAGCGUUUAUGCGAAAGAUAGUUGGAUUUUCAAUAUUCUUGACGAUUCUUUAGAAAAAGCAGUUCAAUUUCUCGACACUGGACCUGUAUGGAAUCUUCUUCAAAAUCCCUCAUGGAAAUUACAUAAAAAUUAUAAUAGUGGUCAAGAUCAAAGUUCCAAAGUAGACAGUAUUAACGUACAUGAAGCGGGCAUCAUAUUUAAAAUAACUAGAGCAUUAUUAAAAGCAGGAAUAGAUCCUGCAGACAUCGGGGUUAUAGCUAGCUACCGUCAUCAAGUUGAACAGUUGACAGCAAUUUUGCAAAACCAGUUAAUAGACGUGAAUACUGUGGACCAAUUUCAAGGGAAAGAUAAAAGCAUAAUAAUUUAUUCUUGUGUUUGUUCUAAAGAUACUGCAGUUUUUAAAACCCCGGGAAAACACGAUAUUUUAGAGGACAAAAGAAGGCUCAACGUUGCUGUUACUAGAGCUAAACAUAAAUUAAUCAUUGUCGGAAGAAUACGUACUGAAGUGACUUGCUCGACGUGCGGAUCUCAUUUGGGACAUGUAUUUGGAGACGGACCCCCGCCGACUAAGAAAAGAUUCUGCAUCAACUCUGCGUCGCUUAGCUUCAUACCAAAGGAUCAAAAGGCUGGAGAUAGCUGAGAUUGUUUUAAUAUAAAUAAAGCGAGGAAAAUUUGAAUGUACUUAACUUUUUGUUUUUAUUAAACCUGUUUUACACUCUGAACAUUUUUUUGCGAACAAAUGCUUUAGAGUCCAGCGGUUCCCAAACAGUUUUUAGUUUGUAUUUAUACUUUUUUAAUUUGGCGGUAUUUAUUUGACUAAAAUGGCGCGUGCACAAGCUGCCCAAAAGUAAACCUGCUAAUAUUUUACCCUGGUAAAAACGCACCAACUUUCUCUACGAUCCGGCAACUUCUACUUCUGUAAAUCAAGCGAACCAAGACUUUUUCGGAAUGCGCUAGAAAGAACUGCUGAUAUAAAAACGACGUAGCUACGUAAAAAAUGUAGAGUCAAACUGAACAUAUGAAGAAAAGGUUCAAUUUUUACAUUUAAUGUCUGCUGAUAAACGAGUGAGAAUGUUUUGGUUAUUUCAGCACCAUUUUAUCAUUAUUCUUUUUUCUAGGUAAAGCUAUUUAGUUUUAAUAAUGUUUGUAAAUGAUUUACUAUUAUGUUUUAUUUUUUCGUUAAUUAGAUAUGGAAAAUGAAAUUGAAUAAAAAGCCAAUUUACUGUUACUAAUGACUACACAGGUUCGACAUUUUAUUUCGGUUUUAAGUCGUUUUCAAAAUAAGAAAUAGUUUGUGACCCGCUGUUUUAGACAGUACUUCAUAUGUAAGCAAAAAAAUGUUCAGUGGAUUAAUAUUUAUUAUAGGAUUAAUCCAAUUAU